Molecule: messenger RNA, 2781 nt
Organism: Aspergillus clavatus NRRL 1
Lineage: Eukaryota; Fungi; Ascomycota; Eurotiomycetes; Eurotiales; Aspergillaceae
Product: putative C6 transcription factor QutA
Exons: 2
Coding region: 1-2781 (926 amino acids)
Biological process (GO): DNA-templated transcription; positive regulation of transcription by RNA polymerase II
Molecular function (GO): zinc ion binding; DNA-binding transcription factor activity, RNA polymerase II-specific; DNA binding
Source: RefSeq, a predicted model, not a curated record
AUGAGCAAUGAUACGCGCCAACCCUCCGGGGCUCAUAGCAGGGCAAAGCGACGACUGACGAAUGCCGACGAAGAUGGCAGACAUAUGGCUGCGGACGACAGUACGGCUCAGACAAAACGACAGCGCGUGUCGCGCGCUUGUGAUAGUUGUCGCUCCAAGAAAGAUAAAUGUGACGGAGUGCAGCCAGUGUGCUCCACUUGCGCGUCCUUGUGUCGGCCUUGUACCUACAAGACCAACCCGAAAAAGCGCGGCUUGCCGACGGGUUACAUUCGCACGUUGGAACUGCUUUAUGGACUUAUCUUCUGCAAGAUUCAUGGUAGCGAGGAGGUGGUGCGUACCCUGCUUAAAACGUCCAACAUGCCGAGUCACUUGGCCACCAUGGGAAAAGAGACAGAAGGCUCCGAUACUCUCGUGUCGUCGUGGAAAAACAGUAGUGUUCUCAAAGAGAUUGAAAGGAUGUUGACACUUUUGGACCAACCGGAAGAGGAACAGGACAAGAUCGAUAGAGCAGUUGAAGAGAAUGGUUCUCCAAGAGAAGCUGAGGGUAGCAGAGUUCAUACAGUGGAUACUCUCGAAUGGCAGUUACCAGAAGGCCUCACAGAUGGGCAAGAGGAGUCAAUAGCAACUGGCGUAUCUCCUGUCAAAACACCCUCAAUGACCCGAGCUGCUAGGAGUCUUCCAAUUCGCGCCACAAAGGAUAGCAGCACUCAGACUCUCUUGCUUUCAGCUACCGCGCCCGCCUCUGCCUCCGACCAACAAUCACAACUUGCACCCGCAAACCCCCUUCCUUUACCUUCGAAUGUGUGGAUGCUUCUUGAUAUAUACUUCUCCUAUACGCAAUGCUGGUUUCCUAUCCUGGAGAAACAUGAUAUACUUCGAACAGCAUUCCGACAAUUUGAAGACAGGGUGCAAAUUUCCCCUCUUGUCGCCGGAUCUGGAGAUUAUGCAGCAUUGUGGGCAGUCCUGACGCUGGCAUCCAUGCAGGAGGCAUCCUUACACGUCCCUCGUCAGAACCCAGAACAUGCAACUGGUCGGCCUAAUGCUAGCCAUUUCUACGCCACUGCAAAAGGGUUGAUGCCCUCGGAGAAUGGUAUCCAUGAGAUUGGACAUGUGCAGGCGCUCUUGAUAUUGUCUCUUGUCAACCUCGGUCAACAGAAGUGGACCGCUGCAUGGCUGCUGGUUGGACAAGCAAUCCGAAUUGCGCGUUGUCUCGGACUAGAUUCAACGAACCAAACCGAUGGUGUAAAGGACGGGAAGUCCUCGGCACGCUCGAAACAUGUCUUUCUGGGUUGCUUUGUCCUCGAGACCCUCAUUGCUACAAAGACGGGACAGGCUCCAUCACUACGCAAGGAAGACCUAGCAGAGAUUGCUCCAGUCAACGAAGAUGGCUUGGAGGAAUGGCAUCCCUGGGAGGACCAGACCGGUCUUCGACCGCCAGGUUCGGCGCGUGGAUCGUCUCAUCGAGGACCGCUCCAUGCGCUAAGCACAUUCAACCGUUUGGUUUCGCUGAUGUGCAUCCUGAAUGAGAUAUGCUGUAUGAGACAGUCGCAAGCAACCCCCACUGCACAACUUGAGACGCUUGAACGCCAGUUACAACAUUGGAUUUCUGCAGUGCCCGGAAGUUAUCGUGCUGACCUGCAAAAUCCCACAAAGAUUGCGCCACCUCACAUAUUUGGCCUUGAGAUGAUGUAUGAGAGUACUGUCGCUACCUUGUCUACUGUCCAAGACCGCGGAAGGCCUAUGCCAGAAUCACCGUACUGGAUUCGCGCGACCGAGAGCCUGAAGAUACUCCUGCUACUGCUGCAGAAAUAUAUGGAGACGUAUAGUCUGGCAGCAACCAGUCCGAUAUUUGGACUGUUCCUGACUAUUGGUAUUUCCGCGCUGGGCGAGAGACACAAUGUGCCCGUGCCAUUCGAACCUGAGCUUGGCCUGAAGAGUAAAUUAGAAGCAUUCUCCGCGCACCUUUCUACCGUAUGGUCGCAAGGGCAAACAACAGAGCCUGCUUUAACAAAUACAUCGAUAUCAGCAGCCACAGCGGCCCGGCUGAGCAAUGUCUCCAGGAACAACACGCUGUCCGAGAGCAGAGCCAACAUUCCAGACUCGUUGUCGCACCAUGCCUUGCAUACAUUGGACAGCGAUGCACAGCGGAUGAGCGGGUUGGAUGAAACUCGAACGAUCUACUCCACUCCGAACUCCUUUUUGACGAAUACUUGGAUGGGGACAGGGCCAAGCUUGGACAACGUCGCCUUGUCCUUACCAACCCCUACACCAUCUUUAAGUCUACCUCGGGGGGCCCCAGCACCAUCUCCUCAAGUCACUUCCAUACCAACAUCUUCUCAAAGAGCUCGCCUUUCAGUCCCUUCCGCUCAAAACCUCCUACAUGGCCGGGGGACGAAUCUUGAUCUGUCUUCACCCUUUUCGGCCAACACCCCUCCAUAUCCGCCAACAUUCAACGACCCGAAUAUAAACCUGGGAUCUUUUGUCGGGCCUGGGCCUCCACGACGACCGCGAAUUGCACCCGAUCUUGAUGCCCUAUUUGACGAACUGGCGUCUCUGGAUGGCACUGAAAAGCGAGUUCUCCCUCCUCUUUGCGGGGAUCAUCAGCCCGAAUUCAUGCAGAACCUGGGUUUUAUUCCUGAUGCUGGCAUCUCCGAGCUCUACUCGUAUUCCAGUCAGAUGGAACCUUUUCUGCUGGCACAAACCCAGCAACUUCCAGAGGCUGCAACAGUGAUCCGGUCGGAAUCACACCGAACGAACAAGGGGAAUGCCUACGAGCGAUGA